Molecule: messenger RNA, 1362 nt
Organism: Phytomonas sp. EM1
Lineage: Eukaryota; Euglenozoa; Kinetoplastea; Trypanosomatida; Trypanosomatidae
Source: the annotation of a GenBank genome assembly
AUGUCCAUUUGCCCUGGAAUCUGCGGUGAGCUAGCCGUGGCUCCUUAUCGUUUGUUUUUAGGUACCCUCCCCGAGCUAAGCGUGGAAAAACGCUUUUUGCGUCAGUUUCACGCCGUCUUUCCCUGGUACGCUCUGCGAAAACGUGUUAGGGAGCAAAGCAAUGAGUUCAUAGAAAUUGAUUUGGCAGCCUGCGAUCCGGAGUUAAUCUUACGCUAUGCUCACGUGUACUACUCACGUCGACAGGUACAGGAUGAACUUAUUGAAAAGCAAAUGACUACGCUCGAGACGGGCAGGCCAAUAAAUUUAGCUGAUGCCUCCUUACUUGAGUGUCUGACUGGCUGUGAUGCGCUGAUAUCACGGCGCCUUGAAUAUGAGCUUCAUCAAAUGCAGAAAGCUAAACGAGCAUGCAAUGUGCCGCAUCGUCGAGAACUAAAUCCGGAAGACAUCCUUGAGCCGCAUGACUACCUCUGCAUGAUGCGGGUGGUCGAGGAAGACAUGUGCGGCGUGAAGGAUGCCGAAAUGAAGGCGCGUGCUUAUCUGCCUCGCGGCCUAGUCGAAUGCAAAGCACAUGAGUUCAUAGGCACGCUUCUUGGGGAUAUGGUUCCUCAAAAAGAAGGUGGAUGUAGCUUAGAUAAAAAGGACCAAAAACUAUUGCAGCGCCUCAUCCCCAUCGACUAUGCAAAAGUCGGCUGUGUUCAAAAGCUUCGGCCGGUAGACGUUACAACGUACUAUCGUUUUGUUGGAGAGAGACUGAACCGAUUCGAUCCGAUAAAGCAGUACUUCAAGCGUUGUCUGUACGGACAUGUGUGUCGCAAAAUGGCCACCCACCCUGGCUAUCUGCGCAGUAUUUCCAUGUACUGGGCCCGGCACUCCGGGUUAGACCCCGUCUCUACGCUCACGACCAUGUCUCUUGAGCUGGCGGAGGCCGUGUGCGUGCAGCAGUCGCUUUUCCCGGCGCUGAAAUUUCACUCACAGUUCCUCUACGCCUCUCCGGAUUUGAUGCGGCAGACGUGGCGCACGGGCAGGGUUAUCCCCCUCAUGCGGUUGUAUCCACUGCUCGGUGCCGCCGCGGCGGAGGAUCUCGCCGCCGGGAUGGUGGUCGAGGCUGAGUGGGCGCGGCUUUCGCUGUCGUCGCAGUCCGCACCCUUUCAGGAGAGUGUGCUGUACACUAUGAGGGAGGCAAUCGAGCAGGCAAGUGACUGGUACAUAAGCAAUCUCGGUGCCUUAUUGGAUCGCGUACAGGAAGGUGUGAAGGUGAUUUGUCCGCCACUUUCCGAGAAGGAGAAGGAGCUACUUCAGACCGAUGAGUAUGAGCUAAGUGUUCCAGCUACCCCGUCACCACCCAUGAAACCUACGGUGUAA